Racocetra persica is the source of this 890-nucleotide messenger RNA. The record is from the annotation of a GenBank genome assembly. Lineage: Eukaryota; Fungi; Glomeromycota; Glomeromycetes; Diversisporales; Gigasporaceae.
UAGAAGCGAGACAAGCACUACUUCGCAAAUUCAUUGAUACUGCCAAGUAUUGUCGAGAAUUUAAUAACUUUCACACAUCAAUGUUUAUCGCGUUAACUUUGAAUUCGAAGCCAGUACGCCGGCUUGAACAAACUUGGGAAUCAUUGUCAAAUCAAGAUAUUGUGAAUCUACAAUGUAUUGAAGAGCUUAUUGAUUCAUCAGGGAAUAUGCGAAAUUAUAGAACAUCAUUAGAACAUGCUAAAUGUCCUAUAGUACCAUUUUUUGCUUCUUUUCUCAAGGACAUAACAAUUAUAAUGGAAGGUGUUCCAACCUUUUUAUCCGAUAAUAGUUUUCGAGAUAAACAAUUUCAAAGUCCUUCAGCGACCACAACACCAACUAUUGAAUAUAAUCAAGAAUCUCAUGGGUUACGAGCGGCAUCAAAUUCCCCAAUGCCAUCGCUAACUUUUUCAGAUGAACAAUGUACAAAACCUGAAUUAAUAAACUUUGAAAAAUUUAGAUCACUUAAAAAGAGUGUUUAUAAUAUUAAAAGAUACACAUCAAAAAGUUAUCUUUUUGAAAAUCAAUUAUCACGACCGACUACCAUUACUAUUACACCUUCAUCUGAUAAUAAUACAAUUGUACCUUUGAUGAAUACUCCUUCGUUAUCAACACCAAGUAUAACUAAUGCCACAUCGACAUCAAUGAACAUUCUUAGUAAUAAUAAAGCGUCACCUUCAAGCUCACCAUUGGAUUAUAUAGGUGAAAUAAUAGAAAGACGUCUAUAUGAAGCAGCAGGAUCGAUAUUUGGUAGUAAUGUAGCACAGAUAGCGAUGUCUGAUGGUGGUGAACUAGAAGCUCUUUUAAUGGCGUUAUCACUAGAAGCUGAACCUGUUGUUACAUCAGCGCAGUAA